GGACGCCCCGAGUCUUCCGCCUCCUCCCGCCGCCCAGGGUCCAGCGCCGCUCCCCGCGCCCGCGCCCGCGCCGGGACUAGGACCGAGCACCCUGCGGCCGGAGCCCGCUCAGCAACGGCUUCCGGAGCCCGCGCGGCGGCGGGCCGGGCGGCGGAGCCUUUAGUGAAAACUCUGUGAUUCAAGAUGGCCCCAAAUAAGUCCAAACGUCAGAAGAAACCCGUGGCCCUGCACAAAGUCUUGGUGGCCGGCAGCAGCUGUGGGAACCGGGCCGCUCUGACUCUCCGGUUCCUGUACGGGGAGUCGGUGCAGGACUAUGAGCCCACCAGAAGCCUGAGCUAUCGGAAGAACGUGGUGCUGGAUGGGGAGGAAGUGCAGAUCGAUAUCGUGGAUCCAGUAGGGCAGGACGACUACGCGGCAAUUAAAGACAGCUACAUACGGACCCGGGAAGGUUUCCUUUGUGUCUUCUCCGUUACAGAAAUGCAAUCCUUUGCAGCCACAGCUGACCUCAGGGAGCUGAUUUUAAGAGUUAAAGAAGAUGAGAACGUUCCAUUUCUGUUGGUUGGUAACAGAUCAGGUUUAGAAGAUGAAAGGCAGGUUUCUGUCCAAGAAGCGAAAGCCAGAGCCGAACAGUGGAAUGUUAAUUACAUUGAAGCAUCCGCAGAAACGCGUACUAACGUUGACAAGAUAUUUUUUGAUUUGAUGAGGGAAAUUCGAGCCAGAAAGAUGGAAGACAGCAGAGAGAAGAAAGGGAAAAAGGAGAGGAAAAGUUUAGUCAAGAAAAUGAUAGAAAGAUUCUGCAUUUAUUAAUCAAAGCCCAAACUACUUUCUUAUCUUGACCAUUACUAAUAAAUACAAUU
Phyllostomus hastatus (greater spear-nosed bat) is the source of this 857-nucleotide messenger RNA. RefSeq names its product ras-related protein Ral-A-like. The transcript has a single exon. NCBI's taxonomy places the organism in Eukaryota, Metazoa, Chordata, Mammalia, Chiroptera, Phyllostomidae. Gene Ontology annotation, cellular component: plasma membrane. The record is from RefSeq and is a predicted model, not a curated record. Gene Ontology annotation, molecular function: GTP binding; GDP binding; GTPase activity. Gene Ontology annotation, biological process: regulation of exocytosis; Ras protein signal transduction. Bases 184 to 807 code for a protein of 207 amino acids.